Molecule: messenger RNA, 1563 nt
Organism: Osmia bicornis bicornis
Lineage: Eukaryota; Metazoa; Arthropoda; Insecta; Hymenoptera; Megachilidae
Product: angio-associated migratory cell protein
Exons: 8
Coding region: 253-1497 (414 amino acids)
Molecular function (GO): protein binding
Source: RefSeq, a predicted model, not a curated record
UUUCCGAGGCCGUCAAAUGAUUUUAUGACCUCGAACACAUAAGAAAAAUGUCCUCAGAGUUUAUUUAAAGCUUUAAUUUAAACACACAAAUUCAAGACCCUUUGAAAACAAAGGCAUGUCCAAUCUUGUGGGAUCUGUAGUCACUGGUUCAGAAUAUCUGAGUGUGUUGACGGGCGUUUGAAUUUCCAGUGUUUCGAACAAUAUAUUUCAAGCAUAAAUCUUAUUGUUUAAGAAAAGUUCUUAGAGUAAAUCAUGCAUAAGGACACACCACCAUCCUCUCCAGACAUGAGUAAUCAGAUGGAAGAUGAAGAAGAUCUGAUAUACUUAGGUGAUGUAGAAGAAGUAAUAGAUGCAUAUGAUACAAGAGAAAUUGAACAUGAAGAUGGAAUGGAAGAAGAUCCUCCAGAAGAGGGAGAUGCUACUUAUGUGUUUACCGGUCAUAAACGUGGUUCUGUCUUUUGCGGUUCUCUGACCAAAAAUGGAAAGUUAGCCGCUACAGGAGGAGAAGAAGACAAAGCUUAUGUGUGGGAUACAUUGUCUGGAGAGAUCAUUCUUGACUGCAUCGGUCACAAAGAUAGUAUUAUCUUUUCAGAAUUUAAUCAUGAUGAAUCGUAUUUGGCUACUGGGGAUAUGAGUGGUAUGAUACAAGUUUGGAGAAUGUCGGAUAAAGCUAGAGUUUGGGAUUACAACAUGGGAGAUGCAACAUGGAUGAAGUGGCAUAUGGCUGCAAAUGUUUUGCUAGGGGGGUCUGUUGAUGGAGAAGUAUACAUGUGGAAAAUUCCUGAUGGAGACUGCAAGGUUUUUCAAGGAUUUGGAUGUAGGGCAGAGACUGGUGCAAUAUUUCCAGAUGGUAAACGUGUUGCAGUAGGUUAUGAGGAUGGAGUUAUUGGAGUUAUAGAUUUAAAGUCAGGUUCUGUGUUGUCAUCUAUCUCCUCUGUAUUGGGUCAUACUUCUACUAUAACUGCUGUUGAUUGCCAUUCAGACAACAAUCUAAUACUUUCUGCAGCUGUAGAUGGAAAAACAAUAAUUAGCACAUCAACUACUGGCAAGAUAAUAUCUGUUCUGCAAAGCCUUAAUAGUAAUGAUAACAUUGGAAAUGCUGAUCCGGAAGCUGAAAAUAGUGAAAGAAACAAUGAGAGCAAUUGGGUAGAAACAGCAGCUUUCUGCAAAGAUCCUACAUUUCAAGUUGCUGCAACUGGAACUGUUAAUGGAGAAAUCUUUAUCUGGGAUAUCUCAAAACAGGUACUUAGACAAAAAAUAGAACAAGAAAGCGGUGUAUCGAAGAUUUUAUGGAAGGGAAACACUUCUAUCCUGUUUUCAACAGGAUUAGAUGGUAUUCUUAGGUGUUUCGAUGGAAAAAGUGGUGAAUGUAUACGAUCGUUUACGGGUCAUACGGCGGACAUUCUUGAUCUAUAUAUAUCUGAAAACGGAGAAAAAGCCCUGACAACAUCUGAUGAUUCCACAGCUAGGAUUUUUGAUAUUUCAUCUAUACCUUAACGUAAUUUAUUAUAUAGCGAAAAAUAUACAAUCUUUGUUAUUGACUAAAAUAUAUGUACAUUUUAU